Messenger RNA from Pieris macdunnoughi, 912 nucleotides. Lineage: Eukaryota; Metazoa; Arthropoda; Insecta; Lepidoptera; Pieridae. The record is from the annotation of a GenBank genome assembly.
AUGGACUUUCUCAUUGGUGGGCUUGCUGGUGUUGGUGCUGGUUUCUUUAGCAACCCUUUUGAUGUGGUAAAAACUCGCAUGCAGUUACAAGGAGAACUACAAGCAAAAGGUCAACAUGCUGUUUAUUAUAAAAAUAUACCGCAUGCCAUUUACACCAUUGUAAAACAUGAUGGCAUAAGUGCUCUACAGAAAGGCCUCGCUCCAGCACUUUGGUUUCAAUUAGUAGUAAAUGGGGUAAGAUUGGGAAUAUACCAACAAGCUGACAACUAUGGGCUUCUAAGAGAUGAGAAGAAUAACACUAAAUUUGUUAAUAGUGUAUUUUUUGGUUCUGUAUCUGGCAUGUGUGGUGGUUUCAUGGGCAGUCCUUUACAACUCGUUAAGACCCAACUAAUGUCACACUCGGCUAAGCAAAUAGCUGUAGGCACACAACAUGCCCACCCAGGAAUGAUGAAUGCCUUAUCAAAGACAUAUAGGAAAAAUGGUCUUGUAGGAUUAUGGAGAGGUGCCCAUGGCAUGAUGUUAAGGAACUCUACUGGUUCUGCUUCACAAAUUGUUUCAUAUGCAAUGUGUAAAGAAUGGAUGGACAACAAUAACAUGUUCCAGCAAUCAAAAUACCUUCCUGCUUUUUUAGCAAGUAACAUUGGUGCUAUUGUUAAGACCAUCACACUAACACCAAUGGAUGUCAUUAUGACGCGACUCUAUAACCAAGGGGUUGAUGCACAAGGUCGUGGUCUGCUUUACUCGGGACUGGCAGAUUGUGCAAUGAAAAUUACUAAAACAGAAGGUGUUUUAGCUUUUUAUAAGGGAAUCGGACCCUCUUAUUUCCGUCAAGCGCCUCAUUCGGUACUUUUACUUGUAUUUUGGGAUAUGUUAAAAGAUUUACAAAAAAGUUAUCAACCGCUUUCAGUAUAA